AUGGCAGUUACUGCAGGCGCCAUUGAGCGUAAAGAUUCAAAUCCCAGUGGUGAAUUCUCUGAAACCAUAGAUCAUUCAGCAACUCAUGCAACUUACAUCGAAGCAAAUGAGUUAUCUGAAGAACAUAGACAAUAUCUUCUUGCACGACAUGGAACUCUUGAUUUAGAUCCUUUACCUGGACCUAGUGAAGCUGAUCCAUACAAUUGGACAAACUCAAACAAAGUUACAAAUCUUGUACUCGUUGCACUUCAUGCAUGUAUGUCAACAUUUACAGCAGCAGCCAUUAUUCCAGCCUACGAAAGUAUCGCGGAAGAACUAGGUGUAUCACUUCAACAAGCUUCAUAUCUUACCUCACUUCAAAUUGCCAUCUUGGGAGGAGCUCCCCUCCUGUGGAAACCUCUAUCCAAUACUUUCGGCAGAAGACCUCUAUUCCUUAUAUCACUUCUUAUUAGCUUGGUUGGAAACAUAGGAUGUGCUAAAUCUCCCACCUAUGCCACUAUGGCACUUUGUCGUGCCAUUGUUGCAUUCUUCAUUUGUCCUGCUGGAGCAAUUGGUAGUGCGGUGGUUACAGAAUCAUUCUUCAAGAAAGAUCGAGCUCGUUAUAUGGGAAUCUGGACACUUAUGGUAACAAUUGGAGUUCCAUUUUCUCCCUUCGUCAUGGGAUUCGUCGCCAACAAUGUAGGAUGGAGAUGGAUUUAUUGGAUCUUGGCAAUUAUGAACGGAGUCCAAUUCAUCGCCUAUGUUUUCUUGGGUCCAGAAACUAGAUACCUUCGUCAUGGAGUCCAACAUCCUAAAUCUUCUUUCAAAGAAGAAUAUCUUACUUUCCAUCGAAUUGAUCCUUCACCACUUCGUGUCUACGAUUUUGUCCACCCUCUUACUCUCUUCGCAAAACCAUGUAUUGUCAUCCCAGCAGUUGCAUAUGCCAUGACUUUCCUCUUCGGUUCCGUCCUCAUCACCGUCGAACUCCCCCAACUUUUCGCCGAAAAAUUCGGUUUCAAUGCCCAACAACUCUGUUACCAAUUUCUCGCUCUCAUCAUCGGUUCCGUCAUCGGUGAACAACUCGGAGGCAAUCUUUCCGAUUUCUGGAUGAAUCGCAAGGCUCGCAAAACAGGUGUCCAGUCCGCCCCCGAACAUCGUUUAUGGUUAAGUUACGCGGGGUUCGUCCUCACUAUUGUCGGAGCUGUGGUUUUCCUCGUCAGAACAGAACAGGCAGAGAAUAUGCAUUGGAAUAUUACACCGGUUAUUGGAAUCGCCAUUGCGGGCGUGGGAAAUCAAAUUGUCACGACGGUUUUGAUUACUUAUGCGGUGGAUUCGCAUCUUGAGGAAUCGGCGAGUAUUGGAGUUUUCAUCACGUUUGUGAGACAAAUCUGGGGGUUUAUCGGGCCUUUUUGGUUUCCAUCUAUGUUCACAAAUCUCGGCCUCUCGAAAAGUGCAGCGGUCGCAGCGGGUCUCCUCAUCGGAGUCAGUAUUAUCCCUACGUUUUUUGUGCAACUGAUGGGGAAACGUUGGAGACCAUCAAGACCUGCGGAUUUGGCAGGAAGAGUGGCGGAUCGGGAAAGAGGGGGAGUGGUUGCGGAUGCGAAUGAGAGUGUGAGUGGAAAUGGAGAGAUGAAAUGA
Messenger RNA from Botrytis porri, 1617 nucleotides. RefSeq lists its product as uncharacterized. The coding region runs from base 1 to 1617 and encodes 538 amino acids. Gene Ontology annotation, biological process: transmembrane transport. The record is from RefSeq and is a predicted model, not a curated record. NCBI's taxonomy places the organism in Eukaryota, Fungi, Ascomycota, Leotiomycetes, Helotiales, Sclerotiniaceae. The transcript has 3 exons. Gene Ontology annotation, molecular function: transmembrane transporter activity.